UUCGUUUAUUUCUCGAAUGACCCGUGCUCCCGUGAGCCGGUGUAAUUUUUUAUCAACGGUCCGUUCCGAGAUUUAAUCUAUUCCGUGCUUGCAGCGACGGCCGUUAUUGGUGAAGUACUAAAGCGUCGGUGUAAUGUCGCGGAACCGGGUAAGGGUGCUGGUGGGGAAUGUUGUCGACGCUUGACCCGCACGUACGAGUGUGCGCGGGAUAACCGCGCGCGGUCACGUGCGCGAUUUAUUACGGUACCGCUGUAACCUCACAAUCGCAAACGGUUUCGCUCGCGUCGUCGACCCUCCGGACCGCACAGUCGUGCUCGCCACGCCGAACCCUUCGUCACGUCCUCGUUUGCGGUCCGUCGUUCGUACGCGUUCCACCCGCCAAUCGGACACCAGUGCCAGCGAGAUGUCCGUCCACGACCGGUACCGCCGCGUCUACAUCGACGACGAACUGUCCGCGUACGAACGGGCCAGAUUGAAAAACAUCAAGGACAUAUACGAACAGUUUGGUGAGUUAUUUGAAAAUGUUCAGAAGUCUGCUGAAGUGUUGCAAACAGCAACAAAAAGUACUUCGGCACCAGUAAAAUCUGAAGUGAAGACCAACGGUAGAGUUCAUAACCGAAAUUGGCAACGAUUCAAAUUAGGCUCUAAACCAAAAUUACUAUUAAAUGAUAGUGUUCGCCAAUCAUCUAGACUGGGUUGUAAAAGAAAACCAAUAAAAUAUAAUGACUUAAGUGAUAAUGAUGAUGAACCAAAAAAAAAGAAAAGAACUUCUUCAAAAAAAAUUUGUAAAGGAAGAAAAAUAUUGUUAGUAUCAGACGUGACACAAGAAAUGCUUAAUAAUAUUGCAUAUAAAACAUCAGGAAAAAUUCUAAGCGAUAAUGGUACUACGUGUCAUCAGUGCAGGCAGAAAACUUUGGAUCAAAAAUCAUGCUGUAGAAACAAGUUAUGUGUUGGUGUUCGUGGAAUGUUUUGCGGGUUCUGUCUAGGAAAUCGUUAUGGUGAAGAUGUUGCUGAUGUUUUACAAAAUCCAAAUUGGACUUGUCCUGUUUGUCGCAAUGACUGUAAUUGUAGUAUAUGCAGACGUAAACGAGGUCAAGGACCAACUGGACCAAUGGUGCAACUAGCUACUGCUUAUGGAUACAAGUCUGUUAAGCAUUAUUUAUAUGAGAAGGAAAAUAAGUUUAGUGAAAACCUUGUAUCUGAGAAUGUUAACUUAAAUGACUUUAAUCCAGUUGAGCAAGGGUUUACUGAUGACAUUAAAUCAGGAAAUCAAAUUCCCUAUGAACAGUUAGACAAACUUAUAAACAAUGAUUUUGUCGAGGUAAAAAUAAAACAAGACUCUCCUGAAAUGAUUCUUAACAGAUUGUAUCAGGAGCUUUAUUCAAAAGAGGACGAUUUUGAAGAAUUUGAACUUCAUUAAAACAUUGUUAUUUUUACAAAAAAAAAAAAAAAAA
Messenger RNA from Sipha flava (yellow sugarcane aphid), 1454 nucleotides. RefSeq lists its product as uncharacterized. NCBI's taxonomy places the organism in Eukaryota, Metazoa, Arthropoda, Insecta, Hemiptera, Aphididae. The coding region runs from base 404 to 1420 and encodes 338 amino acids. Gene Ontology annotation, cellular component: nucleus. The record is from RefSeq and is a predicted model, not a curated record. Gene Ontology annotation, biological process: regulation of DNA-templated transcription. The transcript is spliced from 6 exons.